CGCUCAUAGUUCUUCCGGGUCAGUACGUACCAGGCCAGCAUGCUCAUGUUCUUUUUUUUACCCAGCUAACAUGUGUAACUAAAAUUUGAAAAUAUAAUGAGUUCUCAGAAAGGUAACGUAACGCGGUCGCGAGGCCAGAAACAUCAAAACAUCUCUGCCUUCAGAAACGACAAGUACGGAGCGACUGUACAAGUGAAGAAGGCAAAUUCAAAGAUCCACGAUGGGCUCUGUCAACAUUGUAAGGGGGUUCUUGAGUGGAAAGUGAAGUACAAAAAGUAUAAGACUCUGACGCAGGCUAAAAAAUGUGUCAAGUGUUCUCAAAAGACAGUGAAGGAUGCAUAUUACAUCAUUUGUAAGCCCUGCUCCCUUCAGCUAGAGAUUUGCUGCAAGUGUGGGAAGAAAGAGGAAAUCGUUAUACCAUUAAACUCACACGAAGACAAAGAGGAAGACGAUGAGCAAAAAAAGAAAAGAAGGGGAAGAGGGAAGAAGGACUUGGAUGAUUUGGACAGUGAUGAUGAUUAUAAUGAUGAUGAUGAUGAUGAUGACGACUUAAGUGACCUAAGAGGAGAUGAUGGGGAUAAAGGAGCUGAUUUGGAAAGUGACUCAGAACCAAAGAAGCAACAGAACGGGUCUGAUGUGCUUCCAGAUGUAUCCACAGUCAGUUUUAAAGACUAAAGAGGGUGAGAGGGUUCUUGUUACCAUGUUUUUUUUGUUUUACAUUAAUGCAAAACUAAUGUUCUACAGUACAGUAUGAUGUUUGUGACUUUUCCAUAUUCCAACGAAGUACUGCAAAUGCGGCUUGAUGCAGCACAUGAAGUACGAGUGAAUGUAACAUUGGGAACAGAAUGACUAUUGUAUACUGUACAUUCGAAAAACAAUUCUCAAACGCCGCCUGGAUAUAUAUUCUUCGCUUUCCUGUAAUAAAAACCUGUACAGUGUGGAUAUUCAUUUUAAAUUCAUGUCUCUAAGCUACAGAUUCUUCUCACAAUACCUAGAAUAAUAGUGGCUGUGAUGUAUCAGCACCUAUAAAAGCAGAAGUAGAGGUUUCCCCUCAACAUCAGGAACUGAUUCUAAAAUAUUCACCCUGUUAUGCACAAUCCGAUUUAGUAUUUCCACUGAGUUGCAUUUUUAUUUGGCCCUCCUCUCCGGAGCAAUUCACUUCGCAACUAAAACUUUGACAUUCCCAAAAAACGUUUAGGCUUGACCAAUUUAGAUUUGUGAAUUUCAAUUUGAUAUAUCUUACCUUUUAACUUGCAUGUUAGUUCACUACUGUACAGCGGAGAGAUGUUUCUGUUAGCUGCUAUGACGAGGUGCAUCAUAGACGGGAAGAAAAUGAUCAUGCUCAAGUUAAAAUGUUCCUUAGUUCCGCUUCCUGUCACAGAAUAACACGUAGUUACAUGUUUCACUAAAGGUAAUGUGUUUUCAUUCAUCUUAAGGAGGUUUAUAAAUUCAAACCUAUCGGGCAGUAUUUCAAACCUUAUGUUGUUGUUGGUGUUAUUUCAUACAACCAACAGUAUCUGAACCUGAAAGCUACUAAUGGAUGUAUCGGCUGUUAAAAAAAUACGUUUUACUUGUAGUUGUGAUGGUAUAUGUAAAAAUGACCUUUUAAUCACCAAUCGGCCUGUACUUACAUGUCUAUGACAUACGUUGUCCCCCAUUGUUACCGUAAGAUGUUUCCACUUUUUUAUUACUUUCAAAAAUGUAUCUCUAAUAUUUGCAAAACAUUGUCACUGUAUGAUAUUUAUUAUUUUUGAGAACCUAUGCCAAACACUGGUAAUGUACACAGAGAAACAAGUGUAAACGAUGACUUAAAGGAAUUCAAAAGAA
Messenger RNA from Gasterosteus aculeatus aculeatus (three-spined stickleback), 1827 nucleotides. It is a transcript of the gene c13h9orf85, whose product is annotated as chromosome 13 C9orf85 homolog. Lineage: Eukaryota; Metazoa; Chordata; Actinopteri; Perciformes; Gasterosteidae. The record is from RefSeq and is a predicted model, not a curated record.